This is a messenger RNA of Ictalurus furcatus (blue catfish), 3270 nucleotides long. RefSeq names its product DENN/MADD domain containing 2C (gene dennd2c). The record is from RefSeq and is a predicted model, not a curated record. NCBI's taxonomy places the organism in Eukaryota, Metazoa, Chordata, Actinopteri, Siluriformes, Ictaluridae. Bases 12 to 2876 code for a protein of 954 amino acids. The transcript has 18 exons.
GCCUGCUCGCCAUGCUGGACCUGGGAGUAGACUAUGGCAAACCAGGAGGAGGAAGAGAAGGAGGAAGAGCAGCGACUGCACGCCAGUUGCCUGUUUCUGGGAGAGCGUUGGCGCGGGAGUCAGGCAUCAGUAUCAAGCAGAAGAUCUCACAGUGGGAGGGGCUCAGCCAGCAUGAGGACGCACAUGGAGGGAGGCCCAAGGCCCAGGGCCCCCAUGUCUCAUGUACUCGUUCUGGUGAUGUGAGAAAUGUCAUUCCCUUGGACAAUAAAACUGAUGGACUGCAUGGAAAAGCUAACAUGUCUAAAGCCAAAAGCCUGGGUUUGGAUUUCAGGGAAAACCAGACUAGUCACGGACAGUACACGGUGGGACGGAAAUCCGAACCCGAGCACAACCGACCACUUUUAAACGAACAUGUAAUCUCGACUAAGACAUCACUAGGCCUGAACGCGGGCCGAACGCAGCGUCCUGUAAACAAAUCAGAUACUUCAAAGCAGAAAAACGAUAAUGAUGCCAUCGAUCAUGUCAUGGAUGAAAUCACAUCUCUGCCUGAGGGUGACGAAGAUCCCGAUGACUCUCUGCCCCCUGGGAACUUCUACACCUCUCGGGGGUUUUGGAGGAGACUGGAGGAUUCUCCCUGGAAGAGGGAGAAAGAUCUCUCACCUGUGUCUAAGCAUCUCACCUCAGGGGGCACUGAACUGAGACCCCAGAAUCCCAUCACACCACCACCAAAACCACAACGCACAUUCCAGUACCAAGGAGCCAACAGCCCACCUGAGUAUUCAGACCAACGGGAGAAGACAAAUUCUCCUGUGAGCCAAUCAAAACAGCUCAGAAAGCGUGAUGUCAUAUGCCCACCCAGUGUUUCGCCUCCAGCGUGUCCUGUAACCUCCAGCAAUGGCAUUUCCAGAAACAGGAAGAACAGGAAGUCAUUUGAAUUCGAGGACGUGGUGCGUUGGACGGCUCAGCAGGGGUCCAGAGAGACGGAGGGAUGCCGCUCAGGGCUGUACCACACCCGGUCACAAGACAGCAUCUACGAAGACAUCAUCGCGGAAGUGUUGCGGGAGAAUCCGUAUGAAGACAUCAAACCGUCUUCCUCGUGUCUUCCUAUCACGCGGUCCCGAAACUGGACCGUCACACAGGGACGGACGCCUUGCACCCCAAAGAUGCCUCAGAAACCCCUCACGCUACGAGCCAAUGCUGACCGAGUACACGAGGUCUACAAGCAGUCUGUGAUGUCACCAAUACAAACCUCUAACCCGAGCACACCUAAGCCAUCGGCAACAAAGCGGGCUACCGCCUACAGAACGCAGCGCCAGCCUCAGUAUGUGAGCAGGAUCCAAGAGAUCUUCCAGGCCAAGAGAGGGAAAAAGAGAGUGAAAAACCAGACAAGUGCUAGCAGAGAGGAAUUGAGUGGAACAGAGAGCGAUCCAGAAGAGAGCACUAAAAAAGGGGGGUCCCAGCGCCUGGUGUAUGUGCAGUCCACGUUGAAGAGGAGACCAGGCUAUCGCACCCUGGAGAGAGAUCUCAUCCAGCUGCAGCAGCAACAACUCUUCCAGCUGUUUGUGGUGGUGUCACUUAGAAAGCGUUCCCCUGGAAACGCAUACUACCCAGAGAUCACCCAACAGUUCCCUACCAAGUUUGAGAAGACCUCGCGAAUGUCUCGUGAGACCGAGGAUCGUUUGAAAGCCAUUCCUAAUUUCUGCUUCCCCGAUGCUCAGGACUGGAGACCAUCUGCAGACAUAAACAGUGAAACCUUUUCAUUUGUCCUGACUGGAGAAGACGGAACCCGAUGGUUUGGUUAUUGUCGGAAAAUCUUGCCCUGUGGAAAGGGGAAGAGGUUGCCCGAGGUUCACUGCAUCAUCAGCCGGCUUGGUUGCUUCAAUUUGUUUGCAAAGAUCCUGGAGGAGGUGGAGAGGAGGCGAGAGAUCUCUCCUGCGCUCGUCCACCCGUUUAUGCGCAGCGUCAUGGAGGCUCCGUUUCCUGCUCCAGGACGCACCAUCACCGUGAAGAGCUUCCUGCCCGGCUCUGGCAACGAGGAGCUAACCUUGUGUCGCCCGGUGGACUCGCGACUGGAACACGUGGAUUUUGAAAGUCUGCUGCAGUGUCUGAGUGUGAGCAGGUUGCUACAGGUUUUCGCCUCUCUGUUGCUGGAGAGGAGAGUCAUCUUCAUCGCAGAUAAACUCGGCACCUUGUCUCGGUGUGCGCACUCUGCUCUCGCUCUGCUCUACCCUUUCACAUGGCAGCACACCUUCGUGCCUGUGCUGCCUGCCAACAUGCUGGACAUUAGCUGCUCUCCGACUCCUUUCGUCAUGGGAGCGCUGUCUCCCUCCCUGGACCAGCUGUUGGAUUUGCCCAUUGAGGAGGUGCUUAUUGUGGACCUGUGUGCGGACAAGUUCGUUGUGCAGAUGGGAGAUGAAGACUGCAUCCUCCCCAGUAAGCUCCAAGCAGCCCUGCAGGAAGUCCUGGAGAGUCGGGAGGAGAUGCUGGAACACAGCAAAGAGGACAGGAAGGAAGAGGAGUGCAGCCUGAGUGCGCUGGUGUCCGAGGCGUUUGUGAGAUUCUUCGUGGAGCUGGUGGGCCAUUACCCGCUGCACAUCAACGAGACGGGACACGACGGCAUCCGCGAGCUCAACCGAGAAACGUUCAGGAAGUCUCAUCCGUCCCGAGGCGUGCGCCAGUUCCUCCAGCUGUUCAUGGACACGCAGAUGUUUGCCGGCUUCAUCCAGGACCGAGAGCUCCGCAAGGGGGGAGUCAAGGGCCUGUUUGAAGUGCGAGCAGCAGAAUAUCUCGCCUCCUGUCCUGAGCCUGAACCCAGCGGAGUCAACAAAUUUCUCAAGGGACUCGGGAACAAAAUGAAGUUCUUACAGAAAAAGUGAGGGAUUGCCUAAGCAGCGGGAGGAGGAAAAAAAAUAAGCCGAGCGUGGCGUGCCAAGCGAGACGGAGCACUGAGAGGAGAGCCGUGAGUCACUGGAGAAAACGGGACCGGCUGGGUGGAGACAAGAUUGAGCCUGGACUGGGCUCGUUUCCCCCUGUUGAAGCACUGCACAGGCGCUCCCAAGAUUAAAAAGUGGAAAUGGAGUAUAAUUAUUAUUGUUAUGAAGAAAUGAAAGACUGAAUUAAAGCUGGGAGAAAAGUGUCGUGGUUAAAGCAGAGGCUUCGUGUUUAAUUACAGGAAGACGCAGGAUAAUAAAGUAGUUCUUUUUACACUAAUCCUGAUCGUUUUGUUCUGUUUUGUAACUGUUGGGAAAUAAAACUUCAUUUUAUAGUAAA